Molecule: messenger RNA, 2579 nt
Organism: Magallana angulata
Lineage: Eukaryota; Metazoa; Mollusca; Bivalvia; Ostreida; Ostreidae
Product: cactin-like
Exons: 17
Coding region: 208-2478 (756 amino acids)
Biological process (GO): mRNA cis splicing, via spliceosome
Cellular component (GO): spliceosomal complex; cytoplasm
Molecular function (GO): protein binding
Source: RefSeq, a predicted model, not a curated record
UCAUAAGAUGUCGAAAUGCAGAAAUCUCCAAACGAAAAUUCCUGGAAUAGCUUCCUAAUCACCGUGGGGUUAAUUUUUUAAAAGAUCGUUUUUCGUUAUUCAAAACCGGGAAAAAGUAGUGCACCAGUUUAAGUUUUAAUUUUAGUAUUCUAUCUCAAAGUUCCUGUAUGUACGAUUGGUCUACGAAUUUGAAGAAAAAGUGUGAAAAUGGGCAACAAAAAGAAAUCUAAAGAUAAACACCGCCAUAAAAAGGAUAAAAAGCGAAGAUCAGACAGUGAUUCAGAGUCUGAUUCCUCAAGAGGGAAAUCACUGCGGAGGUACAGAUCCUACUCCAGGUCCCCAACCAGACGACGUAGAUCACGAUCUAGAUCACCAGUGAUCAGGGAAAGAUCAAGAUCUCGCUCAGACUCGAGAAAAAAGGACAAGUAUAAAGGGUCAUCCAAGAGUUCACACAAAAGUAAAAGGCGACGAUCACCCUCGAGUUCUUCAUCUGAGUCAGAUUACGAUGGAGGGUCAUCUCGAAUUAAAAACAUUGAAAAGGAAAAAAUUGAGAAAAUUAUAAAAAGUAAAGAAGAAAGAAAGAAAGAAAAAGAGUUACUGAAACAAAUGGAAACACCAGAGGAAAAACGUGCUAGAAGAUUGGCAAAGAAAGAAGCCAAAGAGAGAAGGCGUAAGGAGAAAAUGGGCUGGGAUAAAGAUUAUUUGGGGUACACAAAUUCAGAUAAUCCUUUCGGGGAUGAAAGUCUUUUAAACACAUUUGUUUGGGGCAAGAAAAUGGAAAAAGAAGGGAAGAAGCAUCUGAAUGAGGAGGAAAUACAUAGGCAUCAGAAAAUGAAACUGGAGGAGAGUAGGAGAGAGUUGGAAAAAGUCAAGAAAAGGAGAUUAGAGAGAGAAAGACAAAUGGAAGAGAGGGAUCAAGAAAGAGAGCUUAUGCAGAGAGAAAAAGAAUCAGAGUACUACAGAGAAUGGGAAAAACAGGAAGAUUAUUUUCAUCUGAACCAAGCAAAACUCCGGUCACAGAUUCGUAUUCAAGAUGGAAGAGCCAAACCAAUUGACUUAUUGGCCAAGUACAUCAGUUCAGAGGAAGAUGAUCUUGCUGUAGAAAUGCAUGAGCCAUACACAUACCUCUAUGGAUUAACAAUAGCUGACUUGGAAGAUUUACUAGAAGAUAUCAAAGUCUACCUUGAACUGGAACAAGGCAAAAAUGUAGAGUACUGGAGAGAUAUCAUUACCAUUGCCAAUGAUGAGCUCUCCCAGUUGAGGAAACUGGAUUCAAGUCAGAGAGACUUUCAGGAUAGAAGGGAGAGAAUCAAUGAAUCAGUCAGUCAUGAAGUUCAGUCCAUCUUCAAAGGAAAAACUACAAAUCAGCUGUUGUUACUGGAAGAACAGAUAAAGAAGAAGUUACAGGGUGGAGAAGGAGUGGAUGUAGGUUACUGGGAGUCAUUACUUCAGCAGCUGAAAGCACACAUGGCCAGAACAAGGUUAAGUGAGAGGCAUCAAGAAAACCUGAAGCUGAAACUUUUCAAAUUAAAACAGGAGCAAGGUAUUGACUCAGGUCCAUUGUUCCCUGCUGGGCUGUCUCGGGGGAGUAGCAACAAUAGCACCCCUGACAGGAGGAACUCCCCCGCCCCCUCAGCACUCGGGAGACUGUCUCCAGCACCCCCUAGGAGCAAGAACCAGUCACCAGCACCUGCUGAUAGCAGAGAGAAGCAGCCUUCCCCCGGGCCAUCCACCAGUGCAAUAAAUGUAGAAGCAGAGGAAGAUGGAGAUCAAGCGGGGCCUAGUGUUGAAGCAGAAGAAGACGAAGAUGAUGAAGCCUUGAUUACUGAGGAAGACUUGGAGGACCAGGCCUAUGUGGACUAUGACACUGGGGGGUAUUCCCCCAAACUCCUGAGGCAGGCUGAUCUGGAGAUUGAUUCUGUCGUGUAUGACCCCACGGAUGACAUGAGGAAACUGGAACUGGCCCGGCAGCAAGUGUUGUCCACAGGACGAGUCAGGCUGGAUGGAGAAACAGAGUUUGAAAAGAAAGCCAGGGAGGGAAUGAAUGAUGAUGAGGCGACGUUUAGCGUGGAGGUUCCAACUGAACACCAGAAGUUUCUGUGGUCAGACAAGUACCGACCCCGCAAACCACGAUUCUUCAAUCGAGUACACACUGGGUUCGAGUGGAACAAGUACAACCAGACCCAUUACGACAUUGAUAAUCCACCACCCAAAAUUGUGCAGGGAUACAAAUUCAAUAUUUUUUAUCCUGAUUUGAUUGACAAGACAGAUACCCCAGAAUACACUUUAACUCCAAUUGAAGGCAACAAAGAUUUUGCUAUCCUAAAAUUCCAUGCCGGACCACCUUAUGAAGACAUUGCAUUCAAGAUUGUCCACAGGGAAUGGGAGUACUCCUAUAAACAUGGAUUUCGGUGUCAGUUUCAGAAUAACAUUUUCCAGCUCUGGUUUCAUUUCAAGCGUUAUCGUUACAGGCGAUAAAUUCCAAAUUUGUCACUUUAAUCACUGUGUGAUGAAAUGUUUGUCUCUAUAUUGUAUGUAAAUUAAAGAUCACAAAAUAAAAUCAUCAAGUCAUUUUGAAA